Messenger RNA from Harpegnathos saltator (Jerdon's jumping ant), 1597 nucleotides. It is a transcript of the gene Rab21, whose product is annotated as RAS oncogene family member Rab21. Bases 491 to 1222 code for a protein of 243 amino acids. Gene Ontology annotation, molecular function: GTP binding; GTPase activity. NCBI's taxonomy places the organism in Eukaryota, Metazoa, Arthropoda, Insecta, Hymenoptera, Formicidae. The record is from RefSeq and is a predicted model, not a curated record. The transcript has 4 exons. Gene Ontology annotation, biological process: Rab protein signal transduction.
GGAGAUUCUGUGCUAGAUGGCGCAGAUACUACAGUCGGCGGCACAUUUUCGUAAUCUUCGUAAGUGCAUCGAGUAGUAGUGAAGACACGAGUACGAGGAUGUAAUGUAUUUUAGGCGUCACGUUGUCGGCAUCGCAUUUGAAUACACGAUUAUUAAGUAGUCGAUUAAUCGGCAUCGGUAUUUCCAAGCCAUGCUGUAAUGCCACGAAACGGUACAGACGAUCUCGGUGUUUUGACGGAACGGAGAUUAGGGAGAUUAGAGUAUAGUCGCCAUCGCAGCAUCGUAUCGUAUCACGGACGGACAUUAUACCGGAUUAUUAUGACAUAAUUACUACUUGCAAGCAAUUUACAGUCAAAAGGAAUAUCAGUGUAUCCCUCAACAUUGGGCCAUAUGAGCACUCUGACUCGCUCGAGCGACCUUAACAUCGCUUCCCGCACCUAGUUUUACAAUUUUUACAAGUAUACAAGUCAGUCGCAACACCUUUAGGAUUAUGGCCAGCCCGGUGCUCAGCACCAUCAAUGGAUACAAUUUUAAAGUCGUUUUACUUGGCGAGGGCUGCGUCGGCAAGACCUCGGUGGCACUCCGAUACGUCGAGGACAAGUUCAACGACAGACAUAUCAGUACGGUGCAGGCAUCGUUCCUGAAUAAAAAGUUAAAUAUUAAUGGGAAGAGGGUGAACUUGGCAAUAUGGGAUACAGCAGGGCAGGAGAAGUUUCACGCAUUAGGACCAAUUUAUUAUAGGAUGUCUAAUGGUGCCAUUCUUGUUUAUGAUAUUACAGAUGAAGAUACGUUUCAAAAGGUGAAAAAUUGGGUGAAGGAGCUCAAGAAGAUGUUAGGUAGCGAAAUAUGCUUAGCAAUAGCAGGUAAUAAGGUGGAUCUAGAAAAAGAUAGGAAUGUCGCUAUAGAGGAAGCAGAAGAAUAUGCCAAACAGGUGGGUGCCAUGCACUUUCACACAUCAGCCAAGUUAAAUCAGAACAUUGAGGAAAUGUUCUUAGACCUGACAAGACGUAUGAUGCAACAUGCAGAUGAGGCUGAACAAAAGUCUACUCUUACAAGGACCAAUAGUACACGUCGUAACGUUGUAGUAGUCGAGGAUGAGAUUGAACAGAGUCAACCAACUAGAAGUUCCUGCUGCACUGGUGGUGGAAGUAGUGGUGCUGGUGGCAGUGGUAGUACUGGGAAAGGCAGUGGCGAUGGCAGCAGCAGUGGUGGUUUUUCGUAGACCUUCCAUUUUGAGUUAUAUUCAAGUUUAAACAAGGUCUAAUUAUGAUAAUCCAUCAGAUCCAUAUAUAUAUAUGUAUAUAUAAAUAUAUAUAUAUAUAUAUAUACACGCAUUUUAGAGUGUGACAACUUUUAUUAUCAUCUAAAAAGGUACUUUAGAUUUCUCAGUGUCAUACUUACAAAUGCCUUACUUUUACGUGUGUAUGUGUGGGUGUAUUAUCCACAUAUGAAUGCACGUGUGUAUACGUAUAUUGAAUUAUACAGAUAUGUAAUCUUGCUAUUUGAAAAGAAAUUGUCACAAGUUAAUUAGCUAAACAUUAGCUAAUCACUAAACAAAAACUAGACAACACGUCAACGCGAAAUCUUUGAGGAAAAA